Molecule: messenger RNA, 909 nt
Organism: Grammomys surdaster
Lineage: Eukaryota; Metazoa; Chordata; Mammalia; Rodentia; Muridae
Product: vomeronasal type-1 receptor 90-like
Exons: 1
Coding region: 1-909 (302 amino acids)
Biological process (GO): G protein-coupled receptor signaling pathway
Cellular component (GO): membrane
Molecular function (GO): pheromone receptor activity
Source: RefSeq, a predicted model, not a curated record
AUGAGUUCAUCUUCCUUUACAUCUUCAUUAGAGAAUAUCCUUUAUUUCCAAGCUGGGCUUGGAGUCCUAGACAAUAUGUUUCUUCUUGUUAUCUAUAUUUUCAUAAUCCUUGUUCAUAGAUAUAAAUCCAUGGACCUGAUCUCUUGUCAACUGAACUUUGUUCACAUGAUGAUGUUCCUUGCUGGAGAGAAUUUUUGGCUUGCAGAUAUAUUUGAAUCACUUAAUAUUGAGAAUGACUUCAAAUGUAAGGCAACAUUUUACACAAAGAGAGUGAUGAGAGGCCUCUCUAUUUGCAUCACCUGCCUCCUGAGUGUGUUCCAGGCUGUCACUAUCUGUCCCAGUAGCUCUUUGUUGGCAAAAUUUAAACAUAAACUCAAAAAGGUCAUGAUCAAUGCUUUAUUUUUUAUUUGGUCUUUCAAUUUGCUCUUCAGUAGUAACCUGAUCUUCUAUGUUGGUGGUUUUAAUAAUGUGAGUGAAAUCAAGCAGUUGAAGGUCACUAAAUCCUGCUCACUCUUCCCCGUGAACUACUUAACCAGGGGUUUGAUUUUAACAGUGACAACCUCCAGGGAUGUGUUUCUUGUAGCAGUAAUGCUUACUACAAGUGCAUAUAUGGUGAUUCUCUUGUGCAAACAUCAGAGGCAAUGCAAGCAACUUCAUAGCAUCAGUCACCUGAGAGCAUCACCUGAGAAAAGAGCCACUAAGACCAUCUUACUGCUGGUAGUUUUUUUUGUGGUCAUGUACUGGGUGGACUUUAUCAUCUCAAUCACCACAGACAUGUUAUGGAUGUAUGACUCACUCAUCAGAAUUGUUCAGAAGUUUGUGGUGAAUGCUUAUCCCACAAUUACUCCUUUCAUACAAAUCAGUUCUGAUAGAAGAAUUGUCGAUGUGGUGAAAAAGUUGCAGGCUUAG